AACAGAUUAACCACAUAGUCGAACCAAAACAUGAGGAGGACAAGAACUCCAUAUUUCUAUACGAUUAAGCAUGUAUUUUCUUCCAUAAUAGAAAAGCCAUCUUUUUACCACCAGACACCUACUUUCUGGUCAUGUCCGUCAAAUACUUCAGCUCUUGUAGCUCUAAGCUCCAAUGGUCUCCUUUCAGAAGCCUUAUUUGAAAUGGCCAAACAAGGCCUUGAAGUGAAAUUCAAGGAAUACGAUACUCGGUUAAACCAAUGUAUAAACCAAAGGGCUAUAAGAGAAGGCCAAAGGGUACAUACCCACAUGAUCAAAACCCAUUAUCAACCUCCAGUGUACCUCAGAACAAGGCUGAUCGUUUUCUACAUAAAAUGCGAGCUUUUAGAUGAUACUAGGUGGGUGUUUGAUGAAAUGCCUGAAAGAAAUGUUGUUUCUUGGACUGCUCUUAUUUCUGGAUAUUCUCAGAAAGGGUAUGUCUCUGAAGCUCUCCAUCUUUUUGUUCAGAUGUUGAGAUCAGGUACUGAGCCAAAUGAGUUUACAUUUGCAACCAUGCUUACAUCAUGUAUUGGUGCCGUUGGGUUUCAUUUUGGGAGACAAGUCCAUUGUCUUGUGGUCAAGAGCCCUUUUGAAUCACAUAUAUAUGUGGGAAGCUCUCUCCUUGAUAUGUAUGCCAAAGCUGGCAAAGUCCAUGAUGCUCGAGAUGUUUUUGAACGCCUGCCAGAAAGAGAUGUUGUCUCUUGUACUGCUAUAAUCUCAGGCUACGCUCAACAGGGACUAGAUGAAGAGGCACUAGAGCUUUUCCGCAAGUUACAAGCAGAGGGAAUGUCUUCCAACUAUGUUACAUAUGCUAGUGUAUUAACGGCCUUAUCAGGAUUUGCUGCAGUGGAACUAGGUAGACAAUUGCAUGCCCAUAUUAUUCGAUUGGAACUACCCUUCUACACGGUGCUUCAGAAUUCUCUUGUUGAUAUGUACUCGAAGUGUGGAAACCUCGCUUAUUCAAGGAGGGUAUUCAAUCAAAUCUCUGAAAAAACUGUGAGCUCCUGGAAUGCCAUGCUUGUUGGAUACAGUAAACAUGGGAUGGGAAAAGAGGUAGUUGAGCUCUUUGAAAUGAUGAGAGAAGAAAACAAGAUCAAGCCUGAUGGGAUCACUCUUUUGGCUGUGUUAUCUGGUUGCAGCCAUGGAGGAAUGGAGGAUAAAGGUGUACAGAUUUUCAACGAAAUAAGUAUUGGCAAAGACAGGGCCAAGGUUAGCAUUGAGCACUACGGUUGUGUGGUUGAUUUGCUAAGUCGAGCUGGCCAAGUAGAAAGGGCCUUUCAAUUCAUCAGAGAGAUGCCUUUUCCACCAACUGCUGCAAUUCUGGGUUCACUUUUAGGUGCUUGCUGGGCUCACCUGUGUGUUGAUAUUGGUGAAAUUGUAGCCAAACAACUUUUGGAGAUAGAGCCAGAAAAUGCUGGAACUUAUGUGAUCCUCUCGAACUUGUAUGCAUCGGCAGGAAGGUGGGAAGAUGCAAGAAGUGUAAGAGAGAUGGUAAACGAACUGGCCAUUGUAAAGGAAUCCGGAAAGAGCUGGAUUGGUCCUGAUCUUAUCCAUAAAACGGAAAAGGAUAUUGCAAAACAUAGUGGAAUUAGCAGUAAGGAUCAGGUAAGGUACUUAUAUUCCUGACUUUAGGCUGUCUGUCUUGUUUGAUAUGGAUGUGAAAAAACAUACCCAGUAAAAUCCUUUGAUAUGGACGUGAAGUGAAGAAAAAAAGAAAAUGCUGCUAGGACAACUAGCUUUGGCUUUUGAACUACUUUGCAUAUCCUUAGAAGGCAUAUUCAAGUGAAAAUCCAUGGACUCUGUGCUGGUUGUCGGAGCUGCUCCAUGUGCCCCAAGGUAGAGCUGUGAAGGAGAACCAUUUGCAAGAGCAGCUCAGUGUGAUGAGUUACUGGGUAAUUUCAUAUGGAGAUCACUGGUAAAAGAAUUCCAGUCUCGCUGAAUUUUAUGCCCAAUGGGAGGAUGGGAUAAAACAUAUCAUCAGGGAAGGCAACGGGGCGGUGCAGGUUAAAGCCUUUGUGUGGCGAGGUGGGGAAGUAUGUAUGCAGUGCGGCGCGUGGGCGGUGCGGGUUUAAACAAUUUUCUUAAAAUCAGAGAGGGCAAAGCAGUUGCGGGUUAAGGCCCCUUUCUUUUGAACUAAACAUCUAAACCUACUCCCUUCUCGGUUUCUCUGGUCUCCGUACAUUUUUGCCUGCUACAGCUGCACCAGUCUCGACUCUCACAGUCUCAUUCUCUCUCUGCUCUCUGGUUUUUCCGUCCCUUUUUGACUUUGGGCUCACCAUCUCGCUGUCUUGCCGGUAAUAGUCUAACCCUACUACUUGUUUCUUAUUUUUCCUAUUGUUUUACUGAAAUUUUUCUUGGUUGUGAUCCGAAUCUAACUUGUUGGAACCCAAAAUUGUUUCUGAUGAUAGAUGUUAGGCUUUCAUCAUCUGGGAUCGCUUUUGUUUCCCUUUAAUUUUUAGGGUUAAACCAUUAAAUUAGUUAUACUUGCAUUCACUACCAUGAACAUACACAAAAUGCAAGCAACAAACAUACAACCAAAUAAUUGUUGAGCAGAAGCUGAAGUUGGCUGCUACAAACUUGAAGCUGAUCUUGUAUUUGUCUCGGGAACGAAUUUGGAACUGCAUUUUUUGAUUUCUUGUUGACUGUCAUAACUCAAUUAUUUUUAAUUUUUUGAUUUCCAAGAAAGUUACAUUUUUCUGGAUUUACAUAGAUUGUUAAUUUGAUUGUCAUUAUUGAGUGUAUUGAUCCAGACUCCACUUGUGGGAUUACACUGGAUAUGUUGUUGUUAUUGAAUGUAUUUGGAUCAGAGGUUGUGUCGAAGUUCGGUAUUUGGUUGAACGGGGGUUGUUAA
Messenger RNA from Nicotiana attenuata, 2887 nucleotides. RefSeq names its product putative pentatricopeptide repeat-containing protein At3g13770, mitochondrial. Gene Ontology annotation, molecular function: RNA binding; protein binding. The record is from RefSeq and is a predicted model, not a curated record. Gene Ontology annotation, biological process: RNA modification. NCBI's taxonomy places the organism in Eukaryota, Viridiplantae, Streptophyta, Magnoliopsida, Solanales, Solanaceae. Bases 31 to 1662 code for a protein of 543 amino acids. The transcript is spliced from 2 exons.